Messenger RNA from Linum trigynum, 858 nucleotides. Lineage: Eukaryota; Viridiplantae; Streptophyta; Magnoliopsida; Malpighiales; Linaceae. The record is from the annotation of a GenBank genome assembly.
AUGGAAGUGGAGGAGACGGGGAGAUUGGAGAUUUCCCAAAACUCGGGUCCUGCUGGAGUACCUGCUCAUAAUUUCCGCGGCAACGUACAUGCGCGUAGCCCUCGCCGGUUCCCCGUUCCUAAGUCACCAAAAAUCAAGCUGGCCUGGGGCAAUCAUAACCGCACUCCCAGGAAAAGCUUCACGGCUGCUGGUCGCACUCUUUCUAACGCUCCUGAACACGGCGCUGGCUAUGAGAAAGACAGGGGGCAGGCUCGGGCUGCUGCUGCUGGGCCCAUGGCCCGGUCUAAGUCGGUGGGCGCAUUCCAGGGAAGGGUGAAUCCAGAGAAGGCGAAGUGGGUCGAUGUGGCUAGGGCUCCCGCGGCUUGCGAGGAGAAGGCCCAUCCCGCCGCUGCUGUGGAAAAGGCCCAUAGACGCAGGCUCAUACUAUCGGCAUCGGAGGAUGAGCCCAUUGUCGACCCUCCAAAGCUGAAAAAAGAAAAAGCAGUGAUGGGUGGAAGGAAGAGGUUGGUGAAGGCAGCUACAAAAGCGGUAAUAAUGGAUGAUAUAAUUGUGGCUCUGCCAAAUAUCAGUCCACCAUCUUCUGGACAAGGUGAACCGCGGCAGGCUGGCCAUGAUACGAACAAGAAAAAGGGCCGGGCUGUGGCGAGGAGGAAGCAUAAGCUCCAAAUCCCGGAGGGACUGGUACCGGCGGUUGGGGAAGGGACGAGUAGCUUGUCAAUUAAGACAAGCUCCCCUCCUCGUCAUACUGCUGAUGGUGUGACGGUAAUGACCCCCUCCAGUGCUUUGGUGGACUUAGCAGCAUCCUUGUCGGAGGAAGAGGAUAACUGCUUUGAGAUUAAGGGGUGGUUUGGAAGUUGA